Messenger RNA from Carassius auratus (goldfish), 2762 nucleotides. RefSeq names its product F-box only protein 8-like. The record is from RefSeq and is a predicted model, not a curated record. Gene Ontology annotation, molecular function: guanyl-nucleotide exchange factor activity; protein binding. The transcript has 6 exons. Gene Ontology annotation, biological process: regulation of ARF protein signal transduction. The coding region runs from base 246 to 1217 and encodes 323 amino acids. Lineage: Eukaryota; Metazoa; Chordata; Actinopteri; Cypriniformes; Cyprinidae.
GAGAUUUGCGUCACUUCCACCAAUAACAAGAGACGUCAGAGUCUGGCCGGAGUGGACGAGGAGGAGCAAGGAGCUGAUGAAUGAUCGUGUCACAGGAUCAGCAGCGCAGCGGUGGAGCUGUCGAGAUGGCUGUCCUGGGCUCCUGUUGAAGGACUGUGAUCAUUUCAUCCGUGGGACAGUGGCAGAUCAGCAAGUCAUUUCGUCGCGGCGGCGGUAGAAGUAUUUCUAUACACCGAGAUCUGCAGAUGGGUCAGGGUCUGUGGAGGGUGGCGAGGAACCAGCAGCUGCAGCAGCAGUACAGUGAACAGUGCUUCCUCCAGCGGGACAGAGAGCGGGGCCGGAGGAUGGGGCCCCCACUGGCUGACCCCCUGCAGCAGCGCCGCACACUACAGUGCCAGGUGUCCAGCACCGACAUCAGCCACCUGCUGCGCGUCCGCAAGGGCAAAGAGGAGCAGGGCUUCAUCGAUCUUGAGAUGCUGCCUCCUGAACUCAGCAUCACCAUCCUCUCCUACCUGAAUGCUACCGACCUGUGCCUGGCCUCCUGUGUGUGGCAGGACUUGGGCAAUGAUGAGUACCUGUGGCAGGGUCUGUGCAAGUCCACUUGGGGUCACUGUUCCAUAUACAACCGCAGGCUUCCAUCUGGAUUUUCAUAUAGAAAACUCUACAUGGAGUUAGAUGAAGGAAGCCUAACCUUCAACGCCAACCCGCAAGAGGGUGUCAGUUACUUCAUGUCCAGAGGUAUUCUUGUGGACCACCCGAAGGAAAUUGCCAAGUUUAUAUUCUAUACCAGAAUGCUGAACUGGAAGAUGCUGCAGAUUUAUCUUGAUGAACGGCGAGAUGUCUUGGAUGAGCUUGUCACACUUCAUAACUUUAGUAACCAGUUCCUCCCUAAUGCACUGAGAGACUUCUUUAGACACAUUCAUGCCCCGGAGGAGAGGGGCGAGUACCUGGAGACCCUCAUCACUAAGUUUUCUCAUCGUUUCUGUGCCUGCAACCCCACUCUGGUGCAGGAAGUGGGCUUAAGUCCUGAUGCAGUGUACGUUCUGUGCUAUUCCCUCAUCCUUCUCUCGAUCGAUCUGACCAGCCCUCACGUAAAGAACAAGAUGUCCAAGAGGGAGUUUAUCCGAAACACAAGGCGGGCUGCUCAGAACAUCAGCGAGGACUUUGUAGGGCACCUCUAUGACAACAUCUAUCUGAUCGGCCACGUGGCGGCCUAGGCACUACAGCGCUUGACAUGUUAGAGAGAGACUGCUGGCACGUAAAACUUCAGCGACUGCACUAGGAAAGGAUUCUGCUUCAAGCUGGAAGAAACACUCUGCAGGUCAUUUUAAACUGAAGUCUUGUGAGUGAAGCCCUUGAUAUGAUGUGCUGCAGUGCACAGGAGCGGAGGACGGCCACAAUGUGAAGAAUCAGCAGAGCAAGUCAUUUGUUAGCAGGCUAGCAAUGGUAGCGACAAGGUUUUCUACCACAAAGCGCUUAAACCUGCAAAACCAUGUAGCUACAUGAAGAUAUAUGAGAUAAGCUAUUACAUCAGUUAAAGCUGAAUGUAGAAUUGAUGUGGCUUGCAUCAUAUUUACAAAGACAACUUUUUUCUCAUCAUUUGGAAACCUCUCGUGCUUAAUCAAAUGAAUGUCCGCUUUUUUUGCCAUAUCUACAAAAUUCAGGCAAGUGUGAGACAUUCAGUCUACAGUCACUGUGAUAUUAAAGAAUUGACAGACUAAAACAGCACACCUACAAUACUGAUUAUGAACAAACAAAUUUUUUUAUUUUAAUUCUGUGUCUACUUUCUUGUUUUAGGAGGCUUUGUGUCUGUGCAUUGUCACAUGUCUCAUCUUCGUUGAGAAGAUUGAAAUCCUGUGAGACAUAUGCACUGAAAUUUUAUUAUGUAUAAUUCAUAGGUUUGGUACCUUUUUUGGUCCUCUUCCUUUCUACAGUUUUUUUUUUUUUUUUUUUUUACAUUAUUUUUUGUGUUGUUGUUCAUCACAUUCUGUUAGACAAUUUUUCAAUCAUACUAAUGAUAUACACACAUACUUCAUAUUCAAGCGAAUUAAGUCAGCGAUCGCUUUCUUCUAAACAUCUAAGUAUGUUCGAGACGAGCCUUUUCUAUUUCUCAAAUAAUUCAUUGGACAUCAUGUCUUUUAGUUGAAAAUGUACUCCCAGCUCAAAAAUGUGGGUAUUUUUUUUUUUUCUCUUAUUCAGACUUACUACAAUUGGGUGCCAAUAGUGAUGAUAAAAUACUAAAUAUAUACACAAUAAUACGUAAAAUUAUUAUUAUUCACACACACUGCAUAGUUUAAUGUUGGACAUUUUAUUUGCACAUAAUGUAUAUAUUUAAGUUAGAGAUUUAUAAACAUUAUAUUUAAUUUUGGAGGAUUUUAACUAAGAGCUGUGGUCUUUCCCUUAAGUAAAAGAGUAAAUUCUUUCCUUUUGCACUUUUUUUUUUCUUUUGGCAUAUUUACAAUGUCACAAUACUAUGAAUACCUAACCACUCAGAAAACUGCUGCCACAUUUAUUUGUGAAAUGUUAUGGCAACAACUACAUAAUUCUGACAAUUAUUAUUCAGUACUGAAUUAACUGUAAUUUUUAUAACAGAUUACAGCUCAUCUGCCCCUGUAAUUAUCCAGCAUAUGCAAUUCUAUUUAAACAAUUCUGCUAAACUGUAGUUAAAUUGCAGAAAGAAUGUUUAAUAUGAUAACACUGGAUAAACGCACUUAUAGUCUGUAUUAAAAAAUAAAAAAUAAAAAAAACUUUGAAAAUCACUC